Messenger RNA from Labrus bergylta (ballan wrasse), 2799 nucleotides. The record is from RefSeq and is a predicted model, not a curated record. Lineage: Eukaryota; Metazoa; Chordata; Actinopteri; Labriformes; Labridae.
CUUGUGACUGUAACUCUCUGGGAAUCUCCAGCGAGCAGUGCCACCGUGCGACAGGUCACUGCACCUGCGUGAAGGGCGUGUCCGGCCUCAAGUGUGACGAGUGUGCCCGGGGCUACCAGGGCGAGUUCCCCAACUGUGAACCCUGCGACCCCUGCUUCGCCGUGUGGGACACCGUGGUCACUGAGCUGACCAAUCAGACCCAGCGUCUGGAGGGUCAAGUCGCAGAGCUGCAGACGACCGGGGUGACGGCGCCGUAUAAAGAAUUGAUCGGCAGUCUGGAGCGAAACAUCAAGGCUGUCAAGGAAAUCAUAGAGAGCAACCCUGCAGGAGUGAAGCUGGAGCAGGUCCAGGAGCUGAUGAACCACAUCACAGGUGUGAUGUCCUACGUCAACAUAAAGCUGAACACCACAGAGGAGAGCCUGAACCUUCUCCACAGCGAUGCCAACGCCACCGACGCCAACCUGGACGCUCUGACAGAUGAGGCUAAUAAACUGGAGCAGAGUGUCAAGGACCUGAGACAGGAAGUGUACAACGCCAAGAACGCCAACAUCAAGGGUGCUAUGGACACUAUUUCAGAUGCACACUUUAAGUCCACGAUGGCAGAGGUCCGCGCCAACGCCUCCACCAGCAGCCCUGAAAGCACAGUGGAACAGUCGGCCUCAGUACGGAAAGCCACAGAGGACAAACUGAACAGCGGUCAGAAGGAGUUCAACCGCAAGCUUGAAAGAAACACGCAGAAGCUCGACAAACUGUCCGACGAGCUGGAUAAGUUUGACCUGACGCCGAUUAGUGAGAAGACGUGCGGUGGCGCGGCCGAGGGUGACAGCUGCUCCGGCUCUCCCUGCGGCGGUUUGGGUUGUGUCGGCGAGGACGGGGCACCUCGGUGCGGCGGGGACGGCUGCAAAGGCGUCGUCACGACCUCCCAAACUGCUCUGAAAUCAGCCAAAGACCUGGACCAGGAGAUCCUCACCGCCAUGCAGGAGGUGGACAAGCUCUCCAGACUGGUGUGGGAGGCAAACACGCGCGCAAACAAGGCUAAAGUGGACGCUCAGACGGUGCUGGUCAAAUCCAACCAGAGCAAAGAGAGAGUGGAGCAGAGCAACGAGCAGCUGCGCAGCCUCAUCAAAGAGAUACGAGACCUGCUCACCAAUGACAAGGCCAAUGUGUCCGUGAUCGAGGCAGUGGCCAACGAGGUGCUGGCUCUGGAGAUGCCGACGUCGUCCGAGAAGCUGAAGGAGCUGACGAAGGAGAUCCGGGAGAAGGUCAACUCUCUGACCAGCGUGGAGACGAUCCUCAGUCAGAGCGCCAGUGACAUCCAGAUUGCGGAUGCGCUGCUCAAAGAGGCCAAGGCUGCAAGUGAGCAGGCGACUAACAUGAAGGAGACGGCAGAUGUGGUGAAGGCAGCCCUGGUUGAGACUGAGCGUGCUCAGACCAUCGCCAUGGACGCCAUCGAGCUGGCCCAGAACAACACAAAGGGAACCCUGGAGCUGCUGAUCUCUGUGGAGUCUGAGACGGCUGAUUCGGAGCUGAAGCUCAGCAACACGACGGGUCGUCUGGUUCAGCUGGAGCGGGAGGUCGGCCUGCUGAGACAAAACAACCUGGAGGUGAACCAACUCGCCAAGGCGGCCGACUGGGUCUCGAACCAGGCCAGACUGACCGCUGAGGAAGCCCAGCAGGAGUUUGACGAGGACGUGAAGGACAAAUUGGAGAAGGUGGAGGACCUGGUGGAGGUUAAAGGGGAGUCGGUGCUGCAGGCGAAAAGGAAAGCAGACGAGCUGCAGAAGGAGGCCAGAGAGCUGCUCGCUCAGAGCAGCAGCAAGCUGCUGAGACUCGGAGAGUUGGAGAUCUCCUACGAGGAAAACCAGCGGACUCUUGAGUCCAAAGCUGCCGAGCUGGCCGAGCUGGAGCAAACGGUGCGCCGGGUCCUGGAGGAGAUCAGCUACAAAGUGACGCUGUACAGCACCUGUCUGUGAUCAAUCACCUGGACACAGCGUCACCUCAGACUCUUUACUGUUCUCAAAGGUUUCAGCUGGGAUUCUAAUGGUGCCAAAGAAGCCCUGAGCAGACGUGCAUACAUAAAUUAUAAUUUACUCCUUUUCCCUGUGAUCACGAGUCAUUUCUAGUUGUUUUCCUGAGAUCAACUUAUUUAUCUCGUUGGCUCAAGAUAUCAAAAAUGUGUUUUCUCAUUCUCUGGCGAUCCUGAAAACGAAACGACGAGCUGAUUGGUCAGAGCCCACACUAACAAGGAAGGUUGAGAAUAUUUCUGAGUGUUUUGUGCUUUGCUUUUCUCUGAGUACACGAUCAGUGAAUCUCAAGGACACAACUGGGAGUUACUCGUCAUCACUGGAAAGCUGAGUGAACUUAUUACAUGGAUGCAUGUCUGCUUAGGACGCCAGUGAAAUACAGCUGUCACCCGAGUGUUUGAAAGCUAUCGCGAUGUUAGACCCUCUCAGUGCCAAAAGUUUUGUCUGUUCGUGUCUCUGCCAACGACUUAACACUCAGCCGUGCCAAAAAGUGUUUUAACAAAUGAGACGAGUUUCAAAGCUGCCAAAGUAUUAAAGUCCCAAAAGGAAACCACUAAAAGCCAAAGUGACCUCAGUGCUUCAAACACAGAAUGUGUAGAGAAUAUACGAUGAAGCUGUGAGAUUUAAAUGAGACUAUUUGAUAGACAUGUUACAGUUUUAUACUUCCUUUAAAAGCCUAAAUAUAUUUAACAGUAAGAGGGAGCAGAAUCAUUUUGUUAACAGUUCUGUGACGUCAGAGAAAUAUUGACUUGAAAAAUAAAGUUUCUCAAACAUC